UGCCUUCACUGUAAGUGCUCCCAGGAAGAGCACAUCGUAACAGUUAUGCCUCUGGAGAUGGAGAAGACCGUCACGAAGCUCAUGUUUGACUUCCAGAGGAAUUCGACUUCUGACGACGACUCGGGCUGUGCCCUGGAAGAGUACGCGUGGGUCCCCCCCGGCCUGAAGCCCGAACAGGUGCACCAGUACUACAGCUGCCUGCCCGAGGACAAGGUCCCCUACGUCAACAGCCCGGGAGAAAAGUCUCGCAUAAAGCAGCUUUUGCAUCAGCUGCCGCCACACGACAAUGAGGUCCGCUACUGCAAUUCGUUGGAUGAGGAGGAGAAGAGGGAGCUCAAACUCUUCAGCAACCAAAGGAAGAGGGAAAAUUUAGGGAGAGGCAAUGUCCGGCCGUUCCCCGUAACCAUGACGGGAGCCAUCUGCGAGCAGUGCGGCGGCCAGAUCAACGGAGGGGACAUGGCCGUCUUCGCCUCGCGAGCUGGGCACGGCGUCUGCUGGCACCCUCCCUGCUUCAUCUGCAGCGUCUGCAACGAGCUGCUGGUCGACCUGAUCUACUUCUACCAAGACGGGAAGAUCUACUGCGGCAGGCACCACGCCGAGUGCCUCAAGCCCCGCUGCGCGGCCUGCGACGAGAUCAUUUUUGCCGACGAAUGCACCGAGGCCGAAGGGCGGCACUGGCACAUGAAGCACUUCUGCUGCUUUGAAUGCGAGACGGUGCUGGGGGGGCAGAGGUACAUCAUGAAGGACGGCAGGCCCUACUGCUGCAGCUGCUUCGAGUCCCUCUACGCCGAGUACUGCGACACCUGCGCCCAGCACAUCGGUAUCGACCAGGGCCAGAUGACGUAUGAUGGCCAGCACUGGCAUGCCACCGAGACCUGCUUCUGCUGUGCGCAGUGCAAGAAGUCCCUGCUGGGACGGCCCUUCCUGCCCAAGCAAGGGCAGAUCUUCUGCUCCAGGGCCUGCAGUGUCGGCGACGACCCCAACGGCUCUGACUCCUCCGACUCGGCUUUCCAGAGCGCACGAGCCAAGGAGUCCCGCCGCAGCGCCAAGAUUGGCAAGAACAAGGCGAAAAGCGAGGAGGGGGCGCGCAGCCCAUGCAACCAGCUGCAGGUCACCUCCAACCGCCUCUCCACCGACGUGGACCCGCUGUCCCUGCAGAUGGAUUUGCUGAGCCUGGCCAGCCAGACACCGAGCCUCAACAGGGAGCACUUGUGGAGGAGCCGGGACGAGCUCUAUCACUACGGGAGCAAAAUGGAGCAGAGUCAGUCCCAAAGCCCUUUGCAGCUUCUCAGCCAGUGCAACAUAAGGACCUCCUAUAACCCCAGCCAGGUCCCGGGCUCACAGCCAGAUUUAUGGGGGAAACAUUUCAGCAACCCAAAGAGGAGCUCCUCGCUGGCGAUGAAGGGCCACGGUGGCAGCUUCAUCCAGGACUGCAGAGAGGACUACUACUCGGGGAGGCUUCGCUCGCAGGAGAGCUACAGCGACAUGUCCAACCAGAGCUUCCCCGAGACCAGAGGAAGUCUGAAAGUCCCCAAGUACGAAGACGAAGAGGAAGGCGGGAUGCCGACGCCGCAGUGCCGCACCCGGCACCCCAUCAACGCCCUCAAGUUCACGGAGGACCUGACGCCCACCGAGCAGACUCCCCGUGGCUCCAUGGAGUCCCUCGCGCUCUCCAAUGCAACAGGCCUCUCGGCAGACGGUGGGGCCAAGCGCCAGGAGCAUCUCUCCAGGUUCUCGAUGCCUGACCUGAGCAAAGACUCUGGCAUGAACGUCUCGGAGAAGAUGAGCAACAUGGGCACCCUGAACUCCUCCAUGCAAUUCCGAAGCGCCGAGUCCGUCCGCAGCCUGCUGUCGGUGCAGCAGUACCAGGACAUGGAGCCCAACCUGCACGACCUCGCCAGCCCCCUCGGGUACCGAGAGCGGCCGUCGCACGGGCGGAUGCACCAGAGCUUCGACUACGGUAGUGGGGUGCCCGGGGGCAAGCUGGGGGUGCAGGAGGGCCCGAGGCACACCCCCAUGAGCGAGCGCACACGCCGGCGAACUAACCUCCGGGAUGAUGACCGGCAUUACCGACCGCACCGGCCCCGACGGUCUCGACGUUCCCGGUCGGAUAAUGCCCUGCACCUGGCCAGCGAGCAGUGCUGCCGGCUGAAGGAGAGACCUUCGCUGCGAGCCAGGGAGGACUACGACCAGUUCAUGCACCAGAGGAGCUGCAGAGAGACGGUGGAGCAGGGUCCCCGCCGGGACGUCUACGGCCACUGUCCCCGGACGGUGUCGGAUCUCGCCUUGCAGAACCACUUGGGUGAGAGAUGGGGGCCCUACUUCGCCGAGUACGACUGGUGCUCGACCUGCUCCUCCUCUUCGGAGUCCGACAACGAGGGCUAUUUCCUCGGGGAGCCGAUUCCCCAACCCGCCCGCCUCCGGUACGUGACCAGCGAGGAGCUCCUGCACAAGUACGGCUCGUACAGCAUGCCCAAGUCUUCCACGCUGGGUGGCAGGGGACAGUUGCACAGCCGGAAAAGACAGAAGAGCAAAAACUGUAUCAUAUCCUAAUGGCAUCCUUGCCGGGCACCUUGGGAGAAUGUAAAUUAACUCACAAACUUGCACUGUUUUAGAUCAUGUAAGCGCUUUUAUUGUAACAAAAAAGACCUGAAGAGUAGGGGUUUGUAAGAAGGUUGUAGACUGGCUUCUAUAAAUAGUCAUAAUCCUGGGCACGGUGAAUAUAUUUUGCACAUCUUUCUUUGGAGAAAAAAAAAACACAAACAACAACAAAAAAGUUCACUUUAGGCUGUAAUAUUUACCCAGUAGUUUUUCCUCUUUCUCCCAAAUACUGCCAACCUUUAGAGUUCUGUUUGUCCGUACGUUUUGGUUACCACUGUUGACUCUCAGCAUCAGUUUGCCGUUAGCUUUUGCUUUCCACCAUGUUUUUGU
This is a messenger RNA of Charadrius vociferus (killdeer), 2931 nucleotides long. RefSeq names its product prickle homolog 2 (Drosophila) (gene PRICKLE2). Bases 46 to 2553 code for a protein of 835 amino acids. Gene Ontology annotation, molecular function: zinc ion binding. The record is from RefSeq and is a predicted model, not a curated record. Lineage: Eukaryota; Metazoa; Chordata; Aves; Charadriiformes; Charadriidae. The transcript is spliced from 7 exons.